Messenger RNA from Balaenoptera acutorostrata (minke whale), 1385 nucleotides. RefSeq names its product translocation associated membrane protein 1 (gene TRAM1). Gene Ontology annotation, biological process: SRP-dependent cotranslational protein targeting to membrane, translocation; protein insertion into ER membrane. Bases 151 to 1275 code for a protein of 374 amino acids. NCBI's taxonomy places the organism in Eukaryota, Metazoa, Chordata, Mammalia, Artiodactyla, Balaenopteridae. The record is from RefSeq and is a predicted model, not a curated record. The transcript has 11 exons. Gene Ontology annotation, cellular component: endoplasmic reticulum membrane.
CUGUGGGAUGGGAAGUGAAGCCCCAGCGAGCUGCAGCGGCGGGGCUGUGAGGAGCAGCCAGGGGGAGGCGGCGGCGGCGGCGAGUCGGUGAGCAGCUGGGAAGAGCGGAGCCGGGGCGGAGCACCUGCAGGCACGGGCGGCGGCUUCACCAUGGCGAUUCGCAAGAAGAGCACCAAGAGCCCCCCGGUCCUGAGCCACGAAUUCGUCCUGCAGAAUCACGCGGACAUCGUCUCCUGUGUGGCGAUGGUCUUCUUGCUGGGGCUCAUGUUCGAGAUAACAGCAAAAGCUUCUAUAAUUUUUGUUACUCUUCAGUACAACGUUACCCUCCCUGCAACAGAAGAACAAGCUACUGAAUCAGCGUUCCUUUAUUACUAUGGUAUCAAAGAUUUGGCUACAGUUUUCUUCUACAUGCUAGUGGCGAUAAUUAUUCAUGCCAUAAUUCAAGAAUAUGUGUUGGAUAAAAUUAACAGGCGAAUGCACUUUUCCAAAACGAAACACAGCAAGUUUAAUGAAUCUGGUCAGCUGAGUGCAUUCUACCUAUUUUCUUGUGUUUGGGGCACAUUCAUUCUCAUAUCUGAAAACUAUAUCUCAGACCCAACUAUCUUGUGGAGAGCUUAUCCCCAUAACCUGAUGACAUUUCAAAUGAAGUUUUUCUACAUAUCACAGUUGGCAUACUGGUUUCAUGCUUUUCCUGAACUCUACUUCCAGAAAACCAAAAAAGAAGAUAUUCCUCGUCAGCUCGUCUACAUUGGUCUUUACCUCUUUCACAUUGCUGGAGCUUAUCUUUUGAACUUGAAUCAUCUAGGACUUGUUCUUUUGGUGCUGCACUAUUUUGUCGAGUUUCUUUUCCACAUUUCCCGCCUGUUUUAUUUUAGUGAUGAAAAGUAUCAGAAAGGAUUUUCUCUGUGGGCAGUUCUGUUUGUGUUGGGAAGACUUCUGACUUUAAUUCUUUCGGUACUCACUGUUGGCUUUGGCCUUGCAAGAGCAGAGAAUCAGAAGCUGGAUUUCAGUACUGGAAACUUCAAUGUGUUGGCUGUUAGAAUUGCUGUUCUGGCAUCCAUUUGCAUUACCCAAGCAUUCAUGAUGUGGAAGUUCAUUAAUUUUCAGCUUCGGAGGUGGAGAGAACAUUCUGCUUUUCAGGCACCGACUGUGAAGAAGAAACCAACAGUGACUAAAGGCAGGUCUUCUAGAAAAGGAACAGAAAAUGGUGUAAAUGGAACAGUAACUUCAAAUGGAGCAGACUCUCCGCGGAAUAGAAAAGAGAAAUCUUCAUAAUGACUUAUAAUCUAAUGGAUUAAUGUCCCCAAAGAAAUCUGCUUUUUACUUAUAUCUUUCAGCACUAGAGAUUUUUUUCUGUUCUUGGAAAUACAGUUUGUGCUCUUUGA